AUGAGGACGGUGCCUCGUGCAUCCAAUAUCUCACAGCCAAAAGUGUAUGCCAUCAAUACUCCUCCUAUCGAGCAAAAUGCAGCAGCACGUCGAGCCCAAGAACAAUUGAGAAAAUUCUUGGAUCGAGCACAAUAUGCAGAAGCUCGAGAAUUGUUUUCAGAGAUGAUCAAGACUGCAGUAUACCCUAUCGAAGACAUUUGGAAAGUGGGUGUAGAGAUUGUGAGCAAAACAACGCCGAAUGACUUGACCGAUUACCUCAAGGCAGUGUACAUCGGAUCUCCAGAAAAAUUGGCUCCAACGACUUUCAAUGCUUAUAUCGAUCAAUUGAUGAUUAGCGAGAAGUGGGAUCUAGCGUUUGAAGAAAUGGAAUUAUUAUACCCGCGACAUGUAUUCCACCAUCCAAUUCUACUGCGAAAGUUGGCGAUCUGCGCUUACCAUCAAUGGGAGAUUGCAAAGCAAAAGCUGCCAGAGACAUACUUUCAAGAUGACGAGCAUGAUGUGUACGAUUUCAAUGUAAGCACAUAUGAGAAAAGAGUAAGAUCGGCAAACAAGUAUCUCCCAGAAGCACACAAAGUAUACAGCCUUGAUGUUACAGUGUUGAAUAUGUACUUGACUUUCCUGGAUACAGUGAAUGUUAGCAGCAAGAAAAGAGUGAUCACAAAAUCAUUGCAAGCCUUGAGAGAAAAUCCAGACUAUUUUAUGCUGUCAUAUCUGCUUGAACUUAAUCAUGACGAUCAAUAUUUCAAGAGUAAACCAUUCAUCCUGCACUUGUACGAGUGUAAUCCAUCCCUAAAACCCGAUGAGAGACUCAAGCAAUACCUUGUAAAGACAUGCAGACGUAUCAAACAUUUAAAAAAGCAAACUACCACCAAGAUUGAUGAAUUGCUCAAACUCGAAUCCAAAAGCCAAAGAAUCUGCCGUAUAUUCAUUGCACAAUUAGAGAACAACAAUACAGAAAUUUGGUUCGUCAAGUUGAUUGAAAAGAACAUUUUUCAAAGAGCAAUAAGUCAGGAAAUAUGCGACAUUUACCGAUCGAGUCCAGCAGAGCAACUAUUGAAAAGCUCGCAUGACAAAGAAUUAAAGGCGUUGGCAAAGGCAAUCAACUUUGAUAUUGAGAAAUACAUGCAGCGAGCCAUCAAGAACUUGCCAGACGAGAGCGACGAGGAGAAAGAAGACGAUGGCAAGGAAGAGGUUGGCAAUCAAGAUGAUAUGAUACUGGUACAAGGCGAGGCUCAAGACAUGGAAAACUCUUGCGAUACGGUCGGCUCGAGCGAUUACAAAGAGGAAGCCUAUAUGGUUAGUGAUGGCACUAAACAAAAUGAGACCAACAUGGAGGAUAUGAAAGAGCAAGAUGUUGAGUUUCAACAAGACUACAAAGAAAAAUCUGCGGAUGCGCAAGAAGAAAGCGAAGAGGAACAGUAUAUACCCGCUCAUACAGAGCUAUCACUCUUCCAAAAGUAUUUGCAACACCCAUUAUUCAAUGAUGACUAA
Molecule: messenger RNA, 1491 nt
Organism: Mucor velutinosus
Lineage: Eukaryota; Fungi; Mucoromycota; Mucoromycetes; Mucorales; Mucoraceae
Exons: 8
Coding region: 1-1491 (496 amino acids)
Source: RefSeq, a predicted model, not a curated record